AUGGCUAAGACUUAUAACGUCGGUAUUGUCGGCUACGGCUUCAGCGCGAAGAUCUUCCACAUUCCCUUCGUGACGGAGGUUCCCGAGCUCAAGCUCUACGCAGUUGUCCAGCGCACACCGAAGCAGGAUGACGAUGCCGAGAAGGACCACCCCGGUGUGAAGUCGUACCGUAGCGCUGAGGAGAUGGUCCAGGACCCCGCAGUCGACGUGGUGAUCAUCACCACUGCCCCCGACUCUCACUUCGCACUGUCCAAGCUGGCGUUAGAGGCUGGCAAGCACGUCGUCUGCGAGAAGCCCUUCACCCCCACUUCCAAGGAGGCGGAUGAACUUGUCGCCCUUGCGAAGAAGAACAACAAACAGCUUGCCGUGUACCAGAAUCGCCGCUUCGAUGCCGACUACGUUACCCUCUCCAAGCUCGUCAAGAACGGCUCAUUCGGCCGCAUCUCCGAGUUUGAAACCCACUUCGACCGUCACCGUCCCGAGGAGCCGGCUAACUCUACCUCAUGGAAGAACAAGGUCAUCCCUGGUGGCUCGGCGAUCUAUGACCUUGGAACCCACCUCCUGGAUCAGGUCGUGCACCUGCUCGGGCUGCCCGCGCGAGUGACCGCUUUCAUUGGCUCCGCCCGGGAGCACAACACGACUUCAUACGAGGACUCCUUCACCGUUCUGCUGCACUAUGCCAACGGCAGUAUGGUUACCGCCAAGGCGACUGUGGUCAGCCCCGAAGAAGAGCAGCUGCGCUUCUGGGUGCGCGGUACCCAGGGUAGCUUCAAGAAGUACCACCUCGAUAUCCAAGAAGAUCAGCUCAAGGCCGGCAUCAAGCCCCAGGAUAAGGGAUACGGCCGUGAGCCCAGUGAGCGUUACGGUACUCUGACAACUAUCAAGGAUGGCAACCCCGUUAAGGAGGUGGUUCCCACCGUCGAGCCCCCCACUUACACCGAGUACUACCGCAAGCUUGUUCGCGCUCUUGGUGGCGAGGGUGACCUUCCUGCUAGCGGCGCGGAGGCUGCUCAGGUCAUUCGUUUGAUCGAGUUGGCUCGUGAGAGUUCCAGCGUUGGACGCCCCGGAACCCUGUUCAUCCCACCGGCGACGAACCGCCUAGCCCGCAUCACGCAACAAGCCGCCAAAACAGCCGCCCGCGCCGCAGACCCAGACCACAUCUGUGUCUCCGUGCGCUGCGUCGGGUGCGCCAUGGCGGCGGAGUCGGUGCGGGCACGGCUGGUCGUUGAGCUGGGUGGACACGGGGUUGUGCAGGCGUCGGCAGGGGAGUGUGUUUUCUUCCGUGUUGGCGAGGACGAUGGCGCGGUGCAUUCUGAGCCUAGGUCGCAUGGUGAUCGGGUUUUUGUUAAUGUUGUCCCUGGUCAUGAGGCGGAUCUUAGGGCGCUGAUGGCGAAGUGGGGGAUGGAGUAUCCGCGGGCUUGGUGUGUGGGGUUGCCAUUGGUUAUAGGGGAGGGAGAGGAGUGUUUGAGGGAUGUUGGGGGUGAGAUUUGA
Penicillium psychrosexuale is the source of this 1491-nucleotide messenger RNA. RefSeq names its product putative NAD binding Rossmann fold oxidoreductase. The transcript is spliced from 5 exons. The coding region runs from base 1 to 1491 and encodes 496 amino acids. Lineage: Eukaryota; Fungi; Ascomycota; Eurotiomycetes; Eurotiales; Aspergillaceae. The record is from RefSeq and is a predicted model, not a curated record. Gene Ontology annotation, molecular function: nucleotide binding.